ACAACAACAGAAAAACAGAACACUACUAGAAGAAAGAAGAACAAGAAUUGCAAAAAACUUGUGAGAGAGAGCACAAAAUUCAAACCAAUUCAGAUCCUUAAACUUUAAGUAGUUUCUUCUCUGUUCUGUCGUUUUGUAUCAAAAAAAUUGUUUUUUUGUUUGGUUUGUUUUGCAGAAACCGGUGUUUUUGUGCGUUUUUAUGUUAAAAUGCUAAAAACUGUCUGAAAAGGGAAAAUGAUACUAGAAAAUGGUUUAAUUCUCAAUUGGGUUUUCAUUUUGAUGUUAAAGUUUUGAACUUUUUGAGUUUUUGGAAUCUGGGUUGUGAAAAAAAAAAUGGAGUGUUGGAAUAGUGUUGAUGGUGUGGUUGAAGAGAUAAUGAGGAUUCAUAGAUCUUUACCUGUUAGACCAGGGAUUGAUGAAGUUGAAGCAGCAAAAGGGUUGAUUUUGAAUGUUGAAAAGGAAGAUCAACUUAGGUUUGAUUCUAUAGGUAGACAGAGUAAAGGAAAUGAUGUACCUGAUGAACUUUUCAUGAUUUUGCAAGAGAUGCAGAAGAAUUAUGUUUGUUUUCAAAGUAAUGAACAGAAGAGGGAAGCUUUGAAACUUCUUGAUCUUGAAAAUGUUCAUUCACUGUUUGAUGAAUUGAUUCAGAGAGCUUCUGAUUGUGUUUCAAAUCCAAGUGGUGGUUCUACUGGUUCAAAUUCUAGGAAAAUUGGUUAUUCUAACGGUUCUAAUGGUUCUGCUUCAACGGUUUCGACGAAUUUUUCAAAGAAUUUGGCUUCUUCUUCUGGUUCUGGUUCUAGAAGUGGUUUUGAUAAGCAGGUUCCUUCAAGUGCUGGUUCUUCUUCCUUGGUUCGUGUUGAGAAAGAUGUUUCUGCUAAGGGUUCUGAAUUGUUUACAAGAGAUGAUAGUUAUGUGAGUAAGUCCAAGUCUACACUCUACCAUAAUGGGUUUGGAAUUGAACCAAAUUUCUCAUCCAAACCACAAAUAAUGGAUUCAUCAUUGAAAUCCACAGCUUCUGCAGGUCAAGAUGGUGAUAAGUUGAGUUUGAUUAAACUUGCUAGCAUAAUUGAGGUUUCUGCGAAGAAAGGAACUCGUGAUCUCAAGCUCCAGGGCAAGUUGAUGGACCAAGUUGAUUGGUUACCUGAUUCUAUAGGGAAGUUAUCUAGUUUGGUUACCCUUGAUCUAUCAGAGAAUAGGAUUGUGGCUAUACCUUCCACAAUUGGAGGCCUUUCAUCAUUGACCAAAUUGGAUUUACAUUCCAAUAGGAUCACAGAGAUUCCUGAUUCUGUUGGAAAUCUCUUAAGUCUGGUUCAUUUAUAUCUGAGGGGGAACAGUUUAACAACCUUACCGGCUUCUGUGAGCAGAUUGAUACGUCUUGAGGAGCUUGAUGUGAGUUCAAAUCUAAUUACAGUACUUCCUGACUCUAUAGGGUCACUUGUUAGCCUCAAAGUGUUGAAUGUGGAAACUAAUGAUAUCGAAGAAAUUCCAUAUUCUAUUGGUAAUUGUUCUUCCUUAAGAGAGCUUCAUGCUGACUAUAAUAAGCUUAAAGCCCUGCCAGAAGCUUUAGGGAAGAUUGAGAGUUUGGAGAUUUUGUCUGUGCGGUACAAUAACAUCAAACAGCUACCUACAACAAUGUCAACAUUGAUAAACCUGAAGGAACUUAAUGUGAGCUUCAAUGAGCUUGAGUCCAUUCCCGAGAGCUUGUGUUUCGCUACCUCUCUUGUCAAAAUGAACAUUGGAAACAAUUUUGCUGACAUGAGACACUUACCUAGAUCAAUUGGGAACCUCGAAUUGCUUGAGGAAAUGGAUAUCAGCAAUAAUCAGAUACGUGUUCUCCCUGACUCGUUUAGGAUGCUCACAAACUUACGCGUCUUGCGAGUGGAAGAAAAUCCUCUUGAGGUUCCACCUAGAGAAAUAGCUGAGAAGGGAGCACAGGCUGUUGUUCAGUACAUGGCUGAGUUUGUGGAGAAGAGGGAUAAGAAAGAUGUUAAACCACAGCCACUUAAGCAGAAAAAGAGUUGGGCUAAUAUCUGCUUCUUUUCAAGGAAUAACAAACGAAAGCGUGACGGAGCUGAUUACGUGAAAGCUUGAUUUCCUUUAAAGACACAUCAAGAACUGAUUCCAUUAGUUCACUACAUGUGACAUGGCUAUAUUUCUUCAGCGGGAAUCAUAGCAGGGACGGGAAGGUUCGGCUGCCGAUAUUCUCUCCAUUUUCCUGUUUGGCAAGGAUUGAGAAAUAGAGACAGAACCAAAUAUCUUUCAGUCUAAGGUCAAUACAUGGAUGGUGGGAGAAUGAAUUGACAGCAUUGGCUGGAUGUUGCUACAAUUCCAUUUGAGUUGGCGGCACAAAUUUGUAGAUUUCUUGUUCAAUAUUUUCUGAUUUCUUUUUGAACUUUUCAAUUUUAUUUCAUUUGAAUUUCUGUUAUCUUGAAAUUAGGAAGUGUACACAAUCCAACAGGAAAAUAGAGAUGAUGGAGAGAGAGAAUGAAUGUGAUUAUGUACAAUUGAACCUUUAAUCCAUUGUUAAAUGAUUCAUAGUUACUGUUACUGAUUGUUAUUUUAUGUGAA
Molecule: messenger RNA, 2568 nt
Organism: Medicago truncatula (barrel medic)
Lineage: Eukaryota; Viridiplantae; Streptophyta; Magnoliopsida; Fabales; Fabaceae
Product: plant intracellular Ras-group-related LRR protein 4
Exons: 4
Coding region: 334-2091 (585 amino acids)
Cellular component (GO): cytoplasm
Molecular function (GO): protein binding
Source: RefSeq, a predicted model, not a curated record